AUAACUUAACAGAUAAGCUCAAUCAAACAUGAUCAGUAGAGUACAGAAACAUAUAUGAGCAAUUUAUUAAAGUAAGUAAAGUCGUUUGUUGAUGAAUUAAAUCAACGAGACCCAGGUCCCUGUCACGCACCGUCGAACGUCACGCGCCGCGGGUAGCAUCGCAAAGCUUAGAAGCCCCAGGGCUCGUCCACGAUCCUCCGAUCCGAAAAGAGAAAAAAGAAGCGUGCUUGGGUCCGAGUCCGAGUUGUGAACUUGUGAUAGAACCGUAGCGUUCGUGAUCGGCACUCCGGCUCCUAAACGAAAUCCCGCGAGCAGCGGUCGACUCCAACGAUGCCACGGGCGGCUUCCAUGCUAUAAAACGCGAGCCCACGGCGCGGCGAGAGGCACAUCAGAAACACGCCGCCGCACGAUAGCACACACCAGAUCAUCGCGAGGAAAGCGCGCGCAUCAGAUCCUCGCGAAGAAGUAGUGCCUAGUUGGGCGACGCACAGCUAGCAUGGGGCGUCGGAACAAUCCGGCGACGUGGCUCCUCGCCUUGGUCGUGCUAGCUCUAGCCCUUUUCGCCGGGCCGUGUGCCGCGGCACAGAUCAAGACCACCGACACGCGCUGGAGCUUCCACCUUCCUUUACCAAGCGGCAUCACCGGCGCCGAGAGCCUCGCCUUCGACGGCAAGGGCGAGGGGCCCUACGCCGGCGUCUCGGACGGCCGCGUCCUCAAGUGGGGCGGCACCACCGUCGGCUGGACCACGUUCGCGCACAGCGCGAACUACCGGAAGAUACCCCUGUGCACGGCGGGCGUGGUGCCGUCGGAGGAGACCGAGAGCAUGUGCGGCCGGCCGCUGGGCCUCCAGUUCCACGCCAAGACGGGCGACCUCUACAUCGCCGACGCCUACCUGGGGCUCAUGAGGGUCGGCCCUGGCGGCGGCGAGGCCGAGGUGCUGGCGACCGGCGCGGAUGGCGUCCCGUUCAACUUCGUCAACGGCCUGGACGUCGACCAGGCCACCGGCGACGUCUACUUCACCGACUCGAGCACGACGUAUCCCAGGAGGUUUAACACCGAGAUCAUGAUGAACGCGGAUGCGACGGGCCGGCUUCUCAAGUACGACGCGCGGACCAAGACCGUCGCCGUGCUGAAGGCCGACCUGCCGUACCCGAACGGCGUGGCGGUCAGCCGCGACGGGGCGCAGGUCGUGGUCGCGCACACCGUGCCUUGCCAAGCGUUCAGGUACUUUCUCCGCGGCGCCAGGGCGGGGCAGUACGAGCUGCUGGCGGACCUGCCGGGGUACCCGGACAACGUGAGGCGGGACGACAAGGGUGGCUACUGGGUGGCCCUCAACCAGGAGAAGCAGAGGCUGGACGCGACGCCGGCGACGGCUCCUGUGAAGCACCUGGUCGGCGUCCGCCUGAACGCUGACGGGGUGGAGAUCGAGGAGCUCACGGCGGCCAAGGGCGUCACGCUGAGCGACGUGGCGGAGAUGAAGGGGAAGCUGUGGUUAGGCUCCGUGGAGCUCGAGUAUGUCGGCCUGGUUGCUUGAGCUGCUGCGGCUGCUUGCCAACAUUAGCUAUGGACGUAUAUAUUAUAUGGUCAUGUUAAUUAGGAACUUAGGAUUAGGAAUUGCAUUGGUAAAGUUAGCAGUAGCUACUCUUAAGCAGUGUUUUCAUGUGUGUUUAUUAUGACAAAGUCGACGCAAUUGUACGGUUAAAAGUUAAUUAUUGGUCUUGGAUUUUUUAUAAUCCAUUUUUA
Molecule: messenger RNA, 1743 nt
Organism: Sorghum bicolor (sorghum)
Lineage: Eukaryota; Viridiplantae; Streptophyta; Magnoliopsida; Poales; Poaceae
Product: protein STRICTOSIDINE SYNTHASE-LIKE 10
Exons: 1
Coding region: 497-1534 (345 amino acids)
Biological process (GO): biosynthetic process
Molecular function (GO): strictosidine synthase activity
Source: RefSeq, a predicted model, not a curated record